CAACACCGCUGACCCCGCCCUCCGCGGUGACGUACUGUCGCCAUGUUCUACACCGGGUUGUUCGCUGUGGUACGAUGUCCCGCUUGGAGUCGGGGUAUCACCCGGGCUCGGAGCGCCCUGGCCCAGCUCAACACGGUAGUGGAGGCCGAGCUGGAGGGCAUCCGGGGGGCUGGCACCUGGAAAAACGAGCGGAUCAUCACCUCCAAGCAGGGACCACACAUCAGAGUGGAGGGCAGCUCUGGAGCCAUUGUGAAUUUCUGCGCAAACAACUACCUGGGCCUCUCGAGUGACCCCGCAGUGAUACAGUCAGGAAUCGACGCUCUGAAUCAAUAUGGAGCAGGACUCAGCUCUGUCCGUUUCAUUUGCGGCACCCAGAAUCUGCACAAGAGCCUAGAGGCCAAGAUUGCAAAAUUCCACCAGAGGGAGGAUGCCAUUCUCUAUGCUAGCUGUUUUGAUGCCAAUGCUGGAAUUUUUGAGGUCCUAUUAACCCCUGAAGAUGCCAUUAUCUCAGAUGAACUCAACCAUGCAUCGAUCAUCGAUGGAGUCCGACUUUGCAAGGCCAACAAAUACCGAUACAAACACCUGGACCUCCGUGAUCUGGAGGCCAAGUUGAAGGAAGCCCAGAAACACCGAAUGCGUCUAAUUGUUACGGAUGGCGUUUUCUCCAUGGAUGGUGAUGUGGCACCACUGAAGGAGAUUUGUGACCUUUCGGAUAAAUACAACGCCCUGGUCUUCAUUGAUGAAUGUCAUGCUACUGGGUUUUUAGGACCCAAUGGACGGGGAACUGAUGAGUUGCUGGGAGUAAUGGACCGGGUUCAUAUUGUAAACUCCACCCUUGGAAAGGCACUGGGUGGAGCAGCGGGUGGAUACACUGCAGGGCCAAAGGCUCUAGUUGACCUCCUGCGUCAGCGCUCCAGACCCUAUCUCUUCUCCAACACCCUUCCCCCUCCUGUUGUUGGAUGUGCCUCUAAAGCCCUUGACCUCCUGAUGGACAGCAACACGAUUGCCCAGACCAUGGCAUCAAAAACUAAACGGUUCCGCAGUCAGAUGACAGCUGCAGGAUUCACCAUUGGUGGAAUGGACCAUCCCAUUUGCCCAGUGAUGCUGGGAGAUGCACGACUGGCAUCAUCCAUGGCAGAGGACAUGCUGAAAAGAGGAAUAUAUGUGAUUGGAUUCAGUUACCCUGUGGUCCCCAAGGGCAAGGCACGAAUCCGGGUGCAGAUCUCUGCUGCCCAUAGUGACCAGGAUAUUGACCAAUGUGUGGAGGCCUUUGUGGACGUUGGGCGCAAGCACGGCGUGAUUUCCUGAAAGACGUCUGAAGUCUUGCAGCAUACACUUUGCAAACCAGCUUAUACGAACCAUUAAGGAUGUCGCUAAUGAUUUGGACUUGCCAUCUCUCUCAAAAACACAAAUUCUGCAUAGAAUACUUAACCAACGAUUGUGAGGAGGUUUGAUUUAACGAGUGCCUGUUUUCUAAAAGAUGUACCAGACUUGUAUGAAAUCAUUGCCUAUCUUUUAUUUCUAAAACCAAAAUACUGAGGCCACUUGAUCUUCCGAUUCAAAUAUGUUACAUUGAAACAAAUCUCAGCAUAUUGAGCAUCUGGGAUUCCUCUGUAUGACAUAUGUAUUAAGCUGAAACGUGUGUGAGAGGUUAGUCCCGUGCAGAUAUGUCUCUGCCUGUUGGAGGUUUUUUCUUUGACAGAGACCUGUUGUUGCUGUAUUACAUUGAAUUAACAACAUGGAAACAGGCUACUAAUCAAUCUGUUUCGACGUUUGUGCCCACACAAGCCUCAUACUUCAUCUGUGGACAUAACUUCCCAAAUAUUGAUCCUUCUGGGUGAAUCAAUGAGUAAGGUUGUUUGUUAAUCUCUCACAGAUAGAUAUAGCUCUAUCUCUGGGUGUGCAGUGUCAUGGUUCAGUCAGUGAACUGGCUGGUAUGAAGGGUGGUUCUAUAAAUUGGCAGACACAUUAAAUUAAGGUCAUCCAACCUGUCUAGUGCAUGCUGGCUGUCUGGACAGCAGUCCAGUCAAUCAUAUUUCCCCUCCUGCUAUAUUCCUCGAGCUGAAAGUUUAUUUAUUUAGUCCCCAACCAGUCUCCUUUUGAAAUAUUCACUGUCUCCACGUACACCACCUUUGUAAACAGAAAGGUCUAAGUCACACUCACUCUGUUUCUAAAAAAAAAUGCUGCUUCUCACAUUGUCUAUAUAACUCUUACCCAAAACCUUAAAUCUGUUUCCCAAAGUCCUGUGCCUUUAGCCAUUGGGAGCAGCUUUAUUUUACAUCUAUCAUAAUCUUGUUGUCCUGUUAGAUUUCCUGCCAGUCUCCUUUUCUGCAAGAAGAAUGACUCCAGCUUCUCUGACCUAAUGUAUCACUAAAACCUCUUCAUCCCUGGAGCCAUUCCGAUAAAUUUUGUUAUGGAUCCACAUUACUCAGCUCAAUGGGGAAGAAGCACAAAAACAGACCACAAUACUUGUCAAUCCUUUCAAAGAACUGUCCAGUUCAGCUCCUUUUUUUUUUUUUACCCUUGCUGUUCCCGCACAGAUCUGAAAACCUUUUCCACUGUCCCUUCCUUUUGAAAGUUAUUAUUGGAACUCCUACCACUACCUUUCAGAUCUUUGUCCUCCUUUUCUUUUUAGCAUGAGGUAAUCUGGUUCGCUAAUGACCUUGGGGAAGGAGUUCUGACUGUAGCCAGUCUGACUGUUGUGAUUCCAGACGUAUACACAAUAUGUUUGAAAUGACAUAAACCAUACUAGUCAGCACCAAGACAGUUAGGGAUGGGGAACAAAUGAUCCAUUACCACUUAUUCCCAAGUUCCAUGAAUGAAUAAAAGAAUGCUGCUUGUUGAGGGUAAAUGCUGGCAUGACUAGUUAGGCUGAAUGGCCUGCCUCUUGUGUUCUGUUAUAUGUUACUAUACAAUGUGAGUGUUUUCAGCACUGAAAUGUCAAAUCAUGGCUGAAUUUAUAAUCAGGUGAAAUAUGAGUAUUGAAUCUUAGGAGUAUUAGAGCAUUAGGAGCAAAAUAUUUGUUUUACAUCAAAUGAAGUUUUUCUUUGUAUAAUCUGAAGUAGCGUGUGGAAUCUCGCAUAAAAACGAAGUUUGAUUGAGUGGAUACAGAAAGAAUGUUUCCUCUUGAGGAUGAACUUUACUACAGGCCAUCAAUAUACGAUAGUCACAAGGCGUCAAAUUGAAAAGUUUGAAAAGCUUCUUUGCCCAAAGAAUGUGGAAGUAAUUACCAUAGCAAGUGGUUGAAGAAAAUUGAGGGGGAACAUAGUAGAGGGCUAUGAUGGAGCUGGGUUGAAUGGAGCAUAAGAGCCAUCAUAGACUGGUUAGGCUGAAUGGCCUGUUUCUGUGCUUUAUAUCCUCUGUAAUCUCUGCUGGCUUCUUGAAAGAAAGAGUUUUGAUGCUUAUUUUUCUCUGCAGGUGAAUAAACAGUUACAGGCUAUGAAA
Messenger RNA from Chiloscyllium plagiosum (whitespotted bambooshark), 3444 nucleotides. It is a transcript of the gene gcat, whose product is annotated as glycine C-acetyltransferase. Gene Ontology annotation, cellular component: mitochondrion. Gene Ontology annotation, molecular function: pyridoxal phosphate binding; glycine C-acetyltransferase activity. The record is from RefSeq and is a predicted model, not a curated record. NCBI's taxonomy places the organism in Eukaryota, Metazoa, Chordata, Chondrichthyes, Orectolobiformes, Hemiscylliidae. Gene Ontology annotation, biological process: biosynthetic process; L-threonine catabolic process.